Molecule: messenger RNA, 1276 nt
Organism: Ochlerotatus camptorhynchus
Lineage: Eukaryota; Metazoa; Arthropoda; Insecta; Diptera; Culicidae
Product: long form salivary protein D7L1-like
Exons: 5
Coding region: 128-1135 (335 amino acids)
Molecular function (GO): odorant binding
Source: RefSeq, a predicted model, not a curated record
UCAAUCGCAUCCUCCGCUAUCAAUGUUUGUGAUACCGAGCAAUAAAUAAUUGCAGUUCGUAUUCGUUCGUUGGCGUUCGCCAUACAUACUCGUACAAUCACCAUUCAGUUCUACGAAGCUUUGAAUCAUGUCACUGCUGCCGCUGCUUUUCUCCGGAACCAGUUCAUCGUUAUUACUGCUGACUGCUCUAACGAUGGCCGUUGUUAGCGGGGAAGUGCCGGUGACACUCGAUCCGGAGAAGACGUCAUUUGCUUUUACGAGAAGUAUCGAGUUGCAUGCGAGCGGCGGGAAUGAUUCCGAUCUACUUCUUCGAGGGGAGCGCAUAGGCAACUGGACUAGGUGGGAGUUUGGAGAGGUUAUAGAUCAACCGACCGGAUGCUUUGUUAGGGAUUUGCUGACCAGAUUAGAGUUGUUUGACGCUGCAGAGGGACGGUUUCGAGUGGAACAACUUCAGGUUCAGUUCAAGCAAUAUGAGAGUUUCCUAAAUUGCACUCAGACUGAAGUGGAUGACCUUUCUGCUCAGCUAGGACACUACGAUAAUUUGUGGGACUGCAUUUCAGUGUUAAAAGCGUUCAGACAGGCUAUAUUGCCUUCAAUCGAUGUAUUUAGGCAACUGUUUAUUCUGGAUCCCAGCACUUCUGCAGUCGUGUAUUCCAGUUUGGGAUCAUCAAUAAGGCAGCCGAACCAGUCAGUAUUCGAAUUUUGUGAAAAAAAGUUCUACCAUAAUAAAGUGGACGUUUGGUGUGCAGCGCGGAAUUACAGUAUUCCCAACGAUGAGGAUUUUCACAAACAUAUGGAUUGCAUUUUCAAUAUGUUGCGCUAUUUCAACAGAAAAGGGGAUCUUGAUGUGACGGAGAUUUGCCGAGAUUUCCAUCAAGUUGGCGUAAUGCACCUGGAUGAUGGCAUAUCGGAAAUUCUAAGGCUCUGUAGCGUUAAUCCCGAAAGUAAGGCACUGUCGUACUAUCGGUGUUUGUUGGAGAGUGAUUAUUUGGAUCAAUUCAAAGAGGCCUUGGAUUAUCGUGAGAUUCGAUCGAGUGACUAUUGGUAUGCGCUGGUGAACCCCGAGUCAAUUUACGACAGGGAUCAAGUGCAGCUCCAGAUCAAUACUGUUAAUAAUGAAUAUUGUAAUAACUAAUUGUCACUUACAAACAAACCGUUAAGUUAAAUUCUAUUGGAUUGACUGUGUUAUCAAUCUAUUGUACUUAUGUUUAUCAAAGCUCUCAUGUCUAAUGGAGUCGUAAUUUAAUCAUAUUUCCAUAGACACUGUGAAAUACAA